GGGUGGAGGUCUCAAACUGAAUUCCUACAGACUUUUUGGAAGUAGACAGCUGGCUAGAGAAGAGGUUAUAUCAUGGCUCCAGCUGAGAGAAGCAGUAAGGUAUGCUUGGCUGUGACAAUGGAUUAUUUAUUUGUAUCAGAUACUCUUAUAUGAAAAGAUCACAUUUCCAAAGAGCUUAAACAUUAUUUCAUCUCCUGAAACAGUAUGGCAGGCUUCAAACGAGGAUAUGAUGGAAAAAUUGCAGGAUUGUAUGACUUGGAUAAAACUUUGGGCAGAGGUCAUUUUGCUGUGGUCAAACUUGCUCGACACGUCUUUACAGGUGAAAAAGUAGCAGUAAAAGUAAUCGACAAGACUAAACUGGACACUCUAGCCACUGGGCAUCUUUUCCAAGAAGUCAGAUGCAUGAAACUUGUCCAGCAUCCCAAUAUUGUACGACUAUAUGAAGUGAUCGACACCCAGACUAAGCUUUAUCUUAUCUUGGAGCUGGGUGAUGGAGGAGAUAUGUUUGAUUACAUCAUGAAACAUGAAGAAGGUCUGAAUGAGGAUCUGGCAAAAAAAUAUUUUGCUCAAAUAGUUCAUGCUAUAUCCUACUGCCAUAAACUGCAUGUAGUUCAUAGAGACCUAAAACCAGAGAACGUGGUCUUCUUUGAAAAACAAGGACUUGUGAAAUUGACUGACUUUGGCUUCAGCAACAAAUUUCAGCCUGGAAAGAAGCUCACCACAAGUUGUGGAUCUCUUGCAUAUUCUGCUCCUGAGAUUUUACUUGGGGAUGAAUAUGAUGCACCAGCAGUGGAUAUAUGGAGUCUGGGGGUCAUCCUUUUUAUGCUGGUGUGCGGACAGCCACCGUUUCAAGAAGCAAAUGACAGCGAAACUCUGACCAUGAUAAUGGACUGCAAAUACACAGUGCCACCUCAUGUGUCCAAAGACUGUAAAGACCUCAUUACACGGAUGUUGCAGAGAGACCCAAAGCGAAGGGCAUCUUUGGAAGAGAUUGAAAACCAUGCAUGGCUUCAAGGAGUUGACCCGUCUCCUGCUACCAAGUACAAUAUUCCUCUUGUAUCAUAUAAAAAUCUGUCUGAGGAAGAACAUAACAGUAUAAUACAGCGCAUGGUUCUUGGUGAUAUAGCAGACCGAGAUACAAUAGUGGAGGCACUGGAAACCAACAAAUACAAUCACAUCACUGCUACUUACUUCUUACUAGCUGAAAGGAUUCUGAGAGAAAAACAAGAGAAAGAAAUUCAGACCAGAUCUGCAAGCCCUAGCAACAUCAAAGCUCAGUUCAGGCAGUCGUGGCCAACAAAAAUUGAUGUACCCCAAGAUCUGGAAGAUGACCUUACAGCUUCUCCCCUCUCCCAUGCAACUGUUCCUCAGUCUCCAGCUCGCACGGCUGAAAACGUUCUCAAUGGUCACAGAAGCAAGGCACAUGGUGAUCCAGCAAAGAAAGAGGAUAUCCCUGAAUUAGCUGGACCGGCACUGUCAGUAGUUCCAUCAGUGAGCUUAAAACCCACUACAAGUGGCCGAAAGUGUUUGUUCAGGGUUGAAGAAGAUGAAGAAGAGGAUGAAGAAGAUAAGAAACCUAUUUCUCUUUCUACUCAAGUUGUUUUGCGCCGUAAGCCUUCAGUUACAAACCGUCUCACUUCAAGAAAGAGUGCACCAGUCCUCAAUCAAAUCUUUGAAGAGGGCGAGUCAGAUGAUGAGUUUGACAUGGAUGAGAACUUACCCCCAAAGCUUAGCAGGUUAAAAAUGAACAUUGCUUCACCUAGCACAGUGCAUAAGCGCUAUCACAGGAGGAAAAGCCAGGGACGGGGCUCUAGCUGCAGUAGCUCAGAAACAAGCGAUGAUGACUCAGAAAGUAGGAGACGCCUAGAUAAAGAUAGUGGGUUUACUUACUCCUGGCAUAGACGGGAUAGUAGCGAAGGGCCUCCUGGCAGCCAAGGAGAUGGUGGUGGACAAAGCAAGCCAAGUAACGGAAAUGGAGGGGUAGACAAAACAAGUCCGAGUGAUAACAACAAAGGUGGGGGAAGUCCCUCCAGUAGCUCCAGUGGUAGCACCAACAACACUUCAGGUUCUACUCGUAGGUGCGCUGGAUCUGGAAACUCAAUGCAAUUAUCGUCUAAAAGUGCAGGGGAACUGGUUGAAAGCCUGAAGUUGAUGAGCCUUUGCUUAGGUUCACAGAUUCAUGGCAGUACUAAAUACAUUAUUGAUCCUCAAAACAAUCUGUCAUUUUCCAGUGUAAAAGUACAGGAGAAAUCAACAUGGAAAAUGUGUAUAAGUUCCAGUGGAAGUGCAAACCAGGCUUCAUCAUUGGGCAACCUAAAAUUUUUUUCUGACCAAAUGUCAGACACAGCAAAUGAAUUGGAACGGAUAAAGAGCAGGAACUUGAAAAAUAACGUGCUACAACUACCUCUCUGUGAAAAGACGAUAUCUGUGAAUAUUCAGCGGAACCCAAAGGAGGGACUGCUGUGUACCUCCAGUCAAACCAGUUGUUGUCAUGUCAUUUGACAAUGACCCGACUUUAAUAGCUCAAUCUACUUGACAACAUCAUUCUUCCUGUUCAGAGCUGUGAAUGUCACUGAACUCUCUUUUGUUGUCUUAAUAUUUUUAAGUGGGCUUUGAGCAGUUAUUUAUUACAUUUUAAUUUAGUGUUUGCUUGAUGGUAUGACAAUGCAUGGUCUUUGCAUGCUGCUAGCCAAUAUGUUUUUCUUUCCCAACAGAGCAGACUAUUUUAUUGUGUAAUUUUUACAUUUAUAAUUUUACUAUGGAAGAUCUGGAUUAAAUUAAAAUGAGUAUCUGGAUCCUAAUGUAAAUGGAGCACUUAGAAGUUUCAUGUUCCGCACUUAAACUAGAGCGAGAGAAGCUUUUGUUUGCUUGUGAAACGUUAAUUCUUGUUCUGACCUUCUGUGAUAUCUAAAAUAUGUGAUAUGUGGCAUACUUCUAUGUGUCUGAAACAGAACCAAAGCAAUAAUGUUUUGAUGCUGAAAACUCUUCAGGGAGCUUUCAGAUGUUCCAAGGCUUGUACAAAGCAAAGAUGCACUGAAAAUUAGUGAUCUUGAAAUAUGAUUUUAAACCCACACCUAUUUGUCUUAAGCUAUGAUAUGGAUAAAGUUGUGGCUCAAAAAUGAAACUGAAAAGAUCUUGUUUUGCUAGAGGCAUUUUUUUCUUCUUUUUUUGUUUUUUUUAAAGCAAGUAGAUUUGUAAGGCAGCUUUUUCCCAUAGAAAUAUGUUAAUAUUACAAGCAGACAAUCUUUUUUUAAUAUAACAAAGAUAAAUUAUUAAGUCUACUUCUGAGUUUUUUUGCAUUCUAACUGAAAAUAAAGUAUUUGUAUAAAUUACUUUGGUUAUUAGUGUAUCAUGACACUCACCUUAAUAUUUUAGCUUUUUUUCCCUGUAACCCCUCCCCCAAGUUUUCAAAAGGCAAUAAGGAAUGAAAAACCUUUAGAUAAUUGGAUGCAAAUUGAAAUUGUUAGUCAUUUACAUUUUUCUCAUUAUUAAAUUUGACUCUUAAAAGACUUAAAAUACUGCUGUUUCCCAUAUGUACGCCACUUAUAUUCCCUCAAUAAUCAUGUUUUCUCAUAAAAUCAAUUAAAAAUAGCAUAUAAAAAAGUAUUUAUUUUACAACUAUUAACAGCUACUUGGUUUCCCAUCACCAUGGCAAGGUCUUGAUUUAGAGUAUUUCUGUACAAAAGGAUACUUUUGACCAGAUGAACUAACUUUUGUGGAAUUUUAUUAUCUAGAAUAAAAUAUAUUGCAGAUUUCCUAAUUUUGGGAAGGGCAAGAAUGUUUUAUUUUUUCAUGCUGUGCACUGGGUCUUCUAAGCAAUGCUAGUAAAACUGGUGGUAUUAUGUAGCAGCACCCUGGCCAGACAUUGAAUGUCUGAGAGGAGUUUACACUGUUUAGCAUCUUGUAACACUUGCAAAAUGGUCAAAUACAAUGCAUUUCAUGUCCACUGUAUGGUGAGUAGAGCACCAAAGAACUGCGUUACAUUUGGUCAUAAUUUCUACGGUUCAUGAUAGCUCUUCUUGAUUAGUAAAAGACUUUACUAAGAGAGUCUAAAUUGCAGGAGAUAUUCUUACUGUCUAGCCUAGCUAGAGAUUUUACAUUCUGCUUCAUAAACAAAGCAAAUGAUAAGCGUUUUACUUUAAGUUUUAAGACGCAGUUUAGUCAGUGUGAUAUUUAUAAAUCAAAAGCUACAAGAAUAGAUGUGUGGGUGAAGCCAUAGAACAUAUUUGCUUGAAAUUUUUGAGCAGGGAUCUUAUAAAGGGCCAGAAAUCAGAUGUGUGGUUCACAGACAGUGAGCGUAACAUCGAAGUCUGAGAGAAGUUUAUAAAGGGCAUUGGCAAUAAACUUAUUUGUUGCAGCUUUUUUCCAAGUAUUGUAAAUACUCUUUCCUGAUAUUAUGUACAGCCUUGGAAUGGCACCUUUUAACUAACCCCAGGUGUAUUUUGUUUCCAAUGUUUUUAUAUACAAAUGUAUAUAUGGUGCUCACUUUAGAACAGCAGUGUUGACCAUUUAUGCUGCAUAGUUGUAUUAUAGCCUUAUUAGUUGUGUAUGGUUGGUUGAACCUUUGGGUGUACAAAUGUUAGUUUGAGUGGUGUCCUUUAUCCAUUUGUUGAUAGGUGAAUGAUUGUGCAUGUGGUGUAUGUUGUAUUAUGUUGUCAUGUAAAAGGAAGGGCGAGAAUAACCACUACAUUAAGAUAAUAUUGGACCAAACUAUUUAGAGCAAGUAAACAGUUUCUUGUACCCCUUAACGUGUCUUUAAAAGUUGCAUAUAGUUACAGUAGUGUAUAAAUUAAAUAUUGUGGGAAAACAAUUAGUCUUGUAUUUUUCUGUAUGUGUAUAUAUAA
This is a messenger RNA of Struthio camelus australis, 4844 nucleotides long. Lineage: Eukaryota; Metazoa; Chordata; Aves; Struthioniformes; Struthionidae. The record is from RefSeq and is a predicted model, not a curated record.